Messenger RNA from Danio aesculapii, 3924 nucleotides. RefSeq names its product myxovirus (influenza virus) resistance F (gene mxf). The transcript has 14 exons. Gene Ontology annotation, molecular function: GTPase activity; microtubule binding; GTP binding. The record is from RefSeq and is a predicted model, not a curated record. Gene Ontology annotation, biological process: defense response to virus. Gene Ontology annotation, cellular component: nucleus; microtubule; membrane. NCBI's taxonomy places the organism in Eukaryota, Metazoa, Chordata, Actinopteri, Cypriniformes, Danionidae. Bases 62 to 2002 code for a protein of 646 amino acids.
GACUGUGUUGAAGAAGCACUGAAAGAAGAUUAGAAUCUCUAAAUUGAAUUUCAGACAAACAAUGAACCAGGAAAAGAAUUCAGAAUAUUACUACCAAGGCGAUGAGAGCUCAAUGUCUGGCUCAAAAGCUCAGGCAGAACCCCAGAAUCAUUUCCUUGAGUCCGUUCGGCCUUUGAUUGAGUUGAUCGACUCUCUGAGGUUCAUUGGCCUUGAUGAGGACAUCGGUCUGCCGUCUAUUGCAGUUGUGGGAGAUCAGAGUUCUGGGAAGAGCUCUGUUUUGGAGGCUCUCUCUGGGGUGGCUCUGCCUCGAGGAAGCGGUAUUGUCACUCGCUGCCCUCUUGAGCUGAAACUGCAGAAGAUCAAAACUGGUCCAUGGUCAGGGACCAUUUCCUAUGAUGGUCACAAAGAAGGCUUCAAUGACCCAUUAAAGGUGGACAGUCUUGUUAGAGCAGCACAAGAUGAGCUUGCUGGAACUACAGUUGGGAUCUGUGAUGAGCUCAUCACUUUGGAGAUUUCAUCUCCUGAUGUGUGUGACCUCACUCUGAUCGAUCUGCCCGGUAUAACCCGUGUGCCUGUGAACGGCCAACCUGAUGAUAUUGGAGAUCAGAUCAAAUCCUUGAUCCUGAAAUAUAUUGACAAAAGUGAAACCAUCAUUUUAGUCGUCGUGCCCUGCAAUGUCGACAUAGCGACAACUGAAGCACUAAGAAUGGCACAACAAGUAGACCCAGAAGGGCUCCGAACUCUUGCAAUUCUCACCAAACCAGACCUCAUUGACAGAGGAGCUGAGAUCGAUGUUUUGAACAUUGUCCAGGGAAAAGUCAUUCCUCUGAGCAAGGGCUACAUUAUUGUGCGGUGUCGUGGUCAGAGCGACAUCAACAACAGGGUCCCUUUUGAAAAAGCCAUGGUGGAUGAACAGAACUUCUUCAGGAGCCAUCAUUAUUUCAGCUCAUUGCUGGCUGAUGGAAAUGCAUCUACACAGUGUCUGGCACUCAAGCUGACCAGAGAACUGGGUGAUCAUAUCAAGAAAUCAAUUCCAACCUUGACUGAGGAGAUUCAGAAUAAAGUCCUCAAUGUGCAACGAGAACUUAAAAACUACGAUCAGGGUCCACCUAUGGAUGAAGAGCUAAUGGGACCUUUUCUCAGUGAGAUUAUACUGAACUUCAGCGAUCAAAUAAAUGAACUGAGCAGAACAGGACAUUCACAAGACAAGAACUUGUACACAAUCCUGCGUCCUGUGUUUAGAAAAUGGGACAACCAUCUGAGGAGCACCGAGGUCUUAUUCAAAGAAAGAGUGACGGAAAUGAUAGAGAAGUAUAAUGAGAUUCAUCGUGGCAGAGAAUUGCUGACAUUCAGUGAGUUCUGUGAAUAUGAAUGUGUCAUCCAAGACCACGUGGCAGCCCUUCAAGAGCCGGCAAUGGAAACGCUGAAUGAUGUGCGAGAAAUUGUUCAAAAUAAGUUCAGGGAGGCUUGCUAUUUGUCAUUUGACCAGUACCCUCCAAUGAGAUACAUUAUCUCUAACAUGAUUAAUGACAUUCAGUCAAAGCAAGAGGCCAAAGCGGAGAAAAGAAUCAAAGAGUUCAUUAAUAUGGAGCAGCUGGUCUUCACCCAGGACAAAGUGCUGCAAAAGAAACUGGAUGACUCCGACAUCCCUCCGAAGAUUGGGUUAAACACUAGCGACAGGAAUCAAUAUGAUGAAGACAUGGUUUUUAACUCUAAAGGCUGUGCAAUGUUGGAUACAAGAGAUCUAGUAACAGAGAAAAUGGUUCUCUAUUAUGAGAUCGUCUACCAGCGCCUCACAGACUACGUGCCGAUGCUGAUAAUCCUCUUCAUGCUGAAAGAUGCAGCUAAGACACUUCGCCAUCAGAUGCUGGAACUGAGGAACGGAGCAGAUGUGCCCAAACUGCUGAGUGAAGACUCGGAGCGGGAACGCAUAAGAGCUGAUCUGAAGAAUCGUCUGGAACGUCUCACACAAGCUCAAGAACUGAUCAGCACCAGACUAUGAGACAGCUUUAUUAAAUAUCAGGCAAAUCAAUGCACUUAGCAUCCUGUCACCCUAUACUAUAGUGUUUUGGACCAUACUAUAAGUUAAGAAAUGAUCAGGAAUAAUAUACUGUGAUACUCCACAGUUGUCUAUAGUUAAUGCUACAGUAUGCUGUAGCAUCCAUAACAAAGCAUUGUAACUAUAGUACUCUUUACCAUGUAUGGUUCAAAAAACACUAUAGAAAUUACGACAGUAUUUUUUCAUGUUGACAUGAUUAGCUGAAGAGUAUUGGGUAGCUUUUAAUAUAGUAACGAUGAUAAAUUAUUUAAUUUCACAAAAUCAGUAAAUAGCUAGCGGAUGUGGGUAGGGUUAGCAAGGGUCCUGGUCUUCUAGCAGAACCUUUGGCGUAUGAUUAUAGUAUUUAAUCUGCCUCCUUUGCACAAUAAUAGUUUAGUUAAGUUUAUUUCAUAUAUUUGUACAGGGAUGAUUUACAACAUGUUAUUAAAAUACAUUUUGCCAGAUUUAGCUAGAAAGCUAAUUAGCAUCUGCAGACCCUGGGCAGGAUUUUGAUUGUUACUAAAUUAACCACAUUCCAUGACAAAAAACAGUAAAAUAUCACACCCUUGUUAAUAAAAUUAAAAACAAAUCAUUGAUUACAUAUUUGGUUUUCCUUAAGCUAAACUUUGAAUGUAAUUUUUAAUAUAAUCAAUAUAUUCAGGUAUUGUUUUCCAUCUUUCUGCUGCUCAAACUGAAUAAAUUGAUUGAAAAUCAAACAAAAAGUGCUCAGGGGUAGCUUAAUUAAUGUGUUGGGUCUCUUUGGGUAAGGGAUUCAUCAGAACAAACAGCAAAAUUAAGUCCAAGGCACUCGAAAAAUGAGAAAAAAAUAUAUUAAAAAGGCUUUAUUGACUUGGCUAUUCCUUAAAACUGUGUGCAGUCCAUAAAGGCUUUUUAAUAUAGAUUUUACACAAUUUUCGAGUGCUUUGGACUGACUUUUGCUGUUUAUUCUGAAUAAAUUGAUAGUUGAAAAACAGUUUUCGGAAAUUUAAUUAAAUAUUCACCUGCAACUGAUAUCUAAAUUGUCUAAAUGGCUAUUCUAUCUAGUCUAAAUUGUCCUUUAAAGAUCCCAAAGUAAUUUCUACAACACAUUUUAUCAAAAAUUCUAAAGUUAUCAAGUGUCGAUAGUUUAUCACCUUGAAUACUAAAAUACUAAGAUAGUAAUUAUCUCCCUUGGCUUUUUAGAUACAUUUUUACAGCUUGUUUAUAAAUAAUAUAUAAUGAUUUUAGCAUAUUUAUGUUUUCAUAGGACUAACUUGUAGCUCAAUGCAAUGAGAGAAGACCAUUGUAUUUAUAAAAAGUUAAGCAGCAGCUAAAUUAGUAAUUGAUUCUUGAUAUUCAUAUAAAUCCUCAGGCUUCAAUCGAACACUUUGGAAACUUUUUUUAAUAUGUUUUUUUAAUUAUUUAUUUAACUUAGAUUUUUAAGAGUCCUUAGAUAUGUAAAAUACUCAACAAUUUUUAUAACUUCUAUUUUAGCUAAAAUAUAUGGGUAAAUAUAUGGGGAAUUUUGUUCAGUGCAGCACUAUAGGAUGCAGAGUGGGUUUAAACUUGUAUUAAUUUCUUUCCUCUGCUGAACACAAAACAAGAUAUCCUGAAGAAUGCUGAAUAAAACAUUAGCAUUCAUAAUAAGAACAAAAAUACUACAGUAUGCCAAUGACUGCUGCAUUUUCUAGUGCAUUCAACAUAAGAAAGAAUUUGAAACAGUUUUGAGGAGAAACAGGAGACUAGGAAGCAUCUGUUUUGUGUAGAGGAAGACUGCUAAUCACCAAUCUCUCAGUUACUCGCCCUCAUGUUUAUCCACUGGAAGUUGUAACAACAGGUUUUGCUGUGAGAAAAAAAAAAUCAGUUUGUUACUUGGGGAAUAAUAAAGCUUAUAUGACAUUAAGAAA